Molecule: messenger RNA, 1180 nt
Organism: Amphibalanus amphitrite
Lineage: Eukaryota; Metazoa; Arthropoda; Thecostraca; Balanomorpha; Balanidae
Gene: Cyt-b5
Product: cytochrome b5-like
Exons: 5
Coding region: 322-708 (128 amino acids)
Cellular component (GO): intracellular membrane-bounded organelle; membrane
Molecular function (GO): heme binding
Source: RefSeq, a predicted model, not a curated record
AGAAACGUAUCAUGCAGGCCAUGAUCGAGCAAGUUUAUCCUCAUGUGCUUGCUCAUGUGUUUCGUGCUCUUCGACUUCCAUUCGCACACGUUCACGGAGAGGUUUUGUUGCGGAUUGGUUUAUAUUGCGAAACACAAAUUCAACUGAACAGUUGUGGGAAAUGGUCAUUGGCAAGGCGUGUCAGGCUUGAGUGUUUCGAGUGACGCAAGGAAGGAAAGAAGGAACGGAGAUUUCAUCCGGCGACGAGUCAGAGUCGUAAUUUGAAUUUAUUUUUAGUUAGAAACAAAGUGUCCGCAGGAGCGCCGCCCCGCUGCCGCCACCAUGCCGGCCGAGAUGAAGGUCUACUCGCUGAAGGAGGUGGAGGAGCACGCCAGCGACAAGGACGUCUGGAUGGUCAUCCACGACAGGGUCUACAACGUCACCAAGUUCCUCGACGAGCACCCUGGCGGAGAGGAGGUGCUCAAGGACAUGGCCGGGAAGGUGGCCACGGAAAACUUUGAGGACGUGGGCCACUCGACCGACGCCCGCGAGAUGAUGAAGGAGUUCCAGAUCGGCGAGCUCGCCGAGGAGGACAAACAGCACACCAAGGAGAAGGUGUUCACGUGGUCGUCCAGCGACCCGGCGCCCAGCGGCGGAGCCAUGAACUGGGUGGCACCGAUAGUGGCCGCCCUCGUGGUCGCCCUCGUCUACCGGCUCUACGUGGCGUGAGCGGCGCGACUAUCGGUGCGGCUCGGCCGCGGACUUCAUACCGGUCACUGCGGACGAACGGGGGCAGCCUGCGGCGUAGUAGCGGCCGGCCCGGCAGCCAACUGGUGGCGCCACCUACAACGUUCGUGUGGCGGAGCUAGCGCCACCUGUGUGGUGUCAUCGUGCAGUUAAUGGAAAAUGUCUCGGGUAUCGUCAAUGCUGCAAUCCGGCUAUGCGGUAGCUGGUCAACGAUCGACGCGGGGUGUGAGCGAGUGUGGGACUCUUAUUUUUGUAUGCUCCUUACACCGGUCUUGUCGCCGUGUUUAUUUUAAUCGACGAAGCUUGUAUCUAUGAUUGUGUGCCAGUGAGCGUGACGCGUGCGGCCACUGACGGCGGGCAUUGGGCGGGGGAGGCCGGCUGCCGCGCCGGUGCCGAGGAGCGCGGGUGUCGUUAUGAUGUACAACUGCUGAUAAAUAUACUCUGUUCGAGCGUA